Molecule: messenger RNA, 1260 nt
Organism: Symbiodinium natans
Lineage: Eukaryota; Dinophyceae; Suessiales; Symbiodiniaceae
Source: the annotation of a GenBank genome assembly
AUGCUUCGCCCGGUGGCACGCUUGAAAGAGGAUUUGCCACGUCACCUGGCAAUCGACAUGGGCCAUCCUUGGAUCUACGAUGAUGAAGUGAACAACAUCGCUGACUUGAACGGGAUCGAUGCUGGCACAUUGGUGGACAUCCUGCGCUCGGACGGCGAAGCGGUAGGGGUCGGAGUGCUCAACAGGCAGGCCUCGAUUGUGCUGCGUCGGAUGGACGAUCUGUCUCCGGGCACGGAGGUGACUCAGGACAUUCUUCAAGUACGUCUCCGGAGAGCCUUCGCAGCGCGCGAGGCACGGCUUGGAGGUGGCUCGGCCUUCUGCCGUGCCGUGCAUGGCGAACAGGACGGACUUCCAGGUGUCAUUGUCGACCGUUUUGGCAAGUCAGCCGUCGUGAUCUUUGAAUCAGUCGGAUCGGCAAAGUUGGAGCUGGUAGUACAAGAAGAGCUCACACGCUGGAUGGGAAAGCUUCAACAGAUGACAGUACACCGAAUGACUGCAAAAAAAGAGAAAUGGGCACAAGAGGGCUCGGAGUUCACCACAAGCAUUACGCGGGGAGAUAGUUCACGAGUCCGGGUAGAGGAGGGCACUGGCAGCAGCUUUGUUCGUUUCGACGUUGACGUUCUGCAGGGUAUUCUCAUGGGCCACUGGAACUACGGACUGGAAAAGAUGCGGAGAGAAUUGACAGCGUCCUUUGGGAAAGGUACUGUGUUGGAUGCCUGGGCACAAGCAGGGCAGUGGGGCAUCAGAUGUGCCAAGGCUGGUGCGGAAGAGGUGGUGCUUCUAGAAGACACCCUCGGACUUGCCAAGCUUUGCCGAGAAAACGCAAUCCUGAACGGUGUGGAAGAGCAGUGCACUGUCCUUCACCGUGGAGACGUGGCUGGAGAACUUCGGAAUAUGGCAACAAGUGGCAUACGUUUCAACUGCGUCUCUCUCAAUAUCCGAGUACGUUUCGAGCGCUACUUCAAGCACCAAAAGGGCCAGUUUGGCAAGUGGUACAAGCCAAGCCUAAAAGGAUAUGAGAGGGCCAUUGCUUUGGGAGCCAUGGUGACUUCGCGAAGCGGAUAUUUAGUUGUGACGUUCCUUUUGCCGCUGACGACCGAGUACUGGGCGCUUUACCUGGUGCAAGGAGCCUUGGAAAGAGCAUCUCGAAUUGGAAGCAUUGUUUACUACUCCACGGACAUCAACGAGGACUCUGCCAUGCCCUCUUCAACCAUGGAUGAGUUCUGGAGCCACGUGCUGAUCUGCGUGAAGAUGUCGUAA